AUGGCGUCUGGUUAUGGCCGCUCACCCUACGACUCGGUCCGCCAGUUCGACUCGCAGCCGCCCUCACGCAGCGGUUACGAUUCCUUGGAUCGCGACCGUCCUUCCGCUCACGCGUCUUAUCGCGAACGGUCCCGAUCGCCGCGACGAUCCGACAGUCUCGCCGGCGCCUCACGGGAUCGCGACCGCUACGGUGUAACUGACCGGUCAGGAUUCUCCGGAAGGGACCGGGAGCGCGAACGGGACAGAGAAGCAGGCCGAUCCUACGAUCGUGACAGGGACAGGGAUAAGGACAGUUAUCACGAUCGGGACCGCGAAAAGGCUUCUUCUCGCGAGCGGGAGAAAGAUCGCGAUAGAGGCGACGGUCGAGAUCGACCCUCGGGAUUCAGCGACCGGUACGAUUCUGCCGGCCGGAGCAGCAGCGGCGGUUACCGUGACGACAAGUACGACCGCGAUCGUGACGACCGGUAUGAUCGCGAUCGUGACGACCGGUACGGCGUGUCUGGCAGCAGGUUCGGCGGCGGCGGGCCUAUGGGGAUGGGAGGUCCACCGUUAGGUCCGCGCGGAAUGGGAGGUCCGGGAGGAGGUCCGGGAAUGAGCGAUCGGUGCAACGCGUGCGGCGGGGUUGGGCACUGGGCGCGUGAGUGCCCGAGCAAGUUCGGCGCGCGAGGCGGGUUCGGCGGAAGGUUCGGCGACGAUGGGAUGGGACCCAAGUGCUACGAAUGCGGGCGGAGGGGACACGUGGCACGAGAGUAA
This is a messenger RNA of Closterium sp. Yama58-4, 753 nucleotides long. The record is from the annotation of a GenBank genome assembly. NCBI's taxonomy places the organism in Eukaryota, Viridiplantae, Streptophyta, Zygnematophyceae, Desmidiales, Closteriaceae.